This is a messenger RNA of Lytechinus variegatus (green sea urchin), 955 nucleotides long. RefSeq lists its product as uncharacterized. The record is from RefSeq and is a predicted model, not a curated record. The coding region runs from base 203 to 955 and encodes 250 amino acids. The transcript has 4 exons. NCBI's taxonomy places the organism in Eukaryota, Metazoa, Echinodermata, Echinoidea, Temnopleuroida, Toxopneustidae.
UGAUGUUGACGCCGCAGUUUUAACAAGGAAGAAGUGAUGGUGAAAUGAAAAAUGGAAAUGGAUAUAUUCGAACCAAUACAUUGACUGAUGGCUCAUUUAAAGGGAAAUAUCAGUGAGGUUUGGAAAAGGAGAGCGGGGAGCGCCCUUAUAGACACCUGAGGAUCGCCAAGCCGCGGUUCCUCUGUGCUUUUAACGGAUAGUCAUGAUUCGGCUCAGGAGGAGCGCUGGCUGGAGAGGAGGCAAAAGGUCCGGUGAUGUGAGGAGCUUGGUCAUCGUGCUGCUCUUUUUGUGCGGCUUCUGUAGCAAGACAGGAGGUGAUGUAAGCAUAGAGUCUACCAUUGUCGUCACCAGUGACGUCACAGUAGCAAUGACAGAGGAAUGGAUUACCUCAAAAAUACCAACUACGAUGGUGGCAGCGAUCUCAUCGCAAGAGGGCGUCUUGUUACCUACCACACCCCUUGAUCAGGUUCCCCAGCUCACGAGCCAACCGAUCUCCCCUGUUUCUGAAAUAUUGAAAUCUGAAGUCGUAACUGCUACGGACGUUUUCACGGAGGCUUACACCUCCUUUGCUUCUGAAGAUCCUCAAAGGACUAUAGAUGCAAAUACAUCACCUAAGCUUGAGCCAAGUUCAUUGAUAUCCAGAAGCGAUCAAAUAUGGAGUACUCUACUUAGUACAAUCAUUGAUGUUUCAGAUGCCAGCUCCCAGACAGAUCUUCCAGAAAGUACUAUACAAAUCUUGCCGAGUAGAACAAAGACAGUGGUGCCAUCUACUUUAUAUCUUAGUCUUCCAGAUAGUUUAAAUCCUACGUCUAUAGACAUACCGGCCACAGAAGCACUUUCCGAAGACCAUUCUGCAACACCAUCACUCCUUGGCGAGACAGUGAUUGUCACAAGUGAAUUCCUUGUGUCUUCAGAAUGUCAAGUCUUGCCAUUCAGAGCGAAAUCACACCUUUAG